AUGAGCUCGGAGAGGCCGGUGCCGCGGCGGGAGAGCCCGUGGGGUCUGCCCGAGGGCGACACGCGGCAGCCCAAGGCGCACCGCUGCAACGACCGCGCCGAGGACGUCGUCCAGGCUUGCUUUGAAGGGAACCCAUUCAAGACAGUUCCAGGUCCAUUCAAGCUCUUCUGGCAAUGCAUGCGCUCAAAACCUGGGUAG
Messenger RNA from Miscanthus lutarioriparius, 198 nucleotides. The record is from the annotation of a GenBank genome assembly. Lineage: Eukaryota; Viridiplantae; Streptophyta; Magnoliopsida; Poales; Poaceae.